Messenger RNA from Asterias rubens (European starfish), 3232 nucleotides. RefSeq lists its product as uncharacterized. The transcript has a single exon. NCBI's taxonomy places the organism in Eukaryota, Metazoa, Echinodermata, Asteroidea, Forcipulatida, Asteriidae. Bases 305 to 3232 code for a protein of 975 amino acids. The record is from RefSeq and is a predicted model, not a curated record.
UUGUAUCCGGUCACAGUAGUAAGUUAAUGUUUCCGUUUAAAAAAUCAUUAUGUUUCAUUAAUUACUUUCACUUGUUUCAGAUGUUUGGACUGUAAUAAUCUUUCUGUUUACACGUGUUAAGACUGUUUAGCAGUAUUCUGAGUUAUGGUAUGUGCACUCAUUCAUGUACUUGGAUUUUGUUUGGUUUAUUGCAGAAUUGAAUGCUGAUUUAUUAAAAUCUUCAUACAUUAAAACCGGGUGCGACUCCAUUCUUUAAAUCCUCUGGCCUUCCAUAAUUCAAUUUACUGAUCCAGUCGAGGCCAAGAUGGAUGAAAAGAAAGUGAAACGACGAACCAGCAAGACGAGAUUUACUCGACAAAGAAAAGUGUUUGAACAACACGUAAAGCAAGAUUCUUCCAUAGAAGAACUCACAGAAGAAUUCCAGAAACUUGAAGUUUUCUUCAUGGAAUUGCAGAACAGACACGAUGAGUAUUGUGAGACAAUAGAAGAUGGCGAUGAAUAUGAGCAGGAGGAAGAAUACAUUCAAAUCUGUAUGGAUGACUUCCAGCAGAUAAAGCUGAAACUGAACCAGUUAAGAAAAUCUCAACCAAUCAAGUUGGCUGAAAAUCCGCCUGAAAAAAGUGUUGCUGUACCAACGGACCAUGAUGCAUCCCAAAGUACCGACUCCAACACUCAGCCAGAAAACAGCACUGCUGAACCGCAAGCUGAGCAGUCCUCUUCCCCACCGAAACCAGCGUUGGCUGAAGUAGAACAGCAGCAGACACCAAAAACCAGUACUGCUUCAUGCAAAUUGAGACCGAGGUUGGAGAGACCCAAGAUGCCAACAUUCAAUGGCGAUGUCAGGGAUUAUCACACAUUCAAAGAUGACUUCAAGCACAUGAUAGAUCCGAUGUACAGUCCGAGAGACGCUGUCUCUAUUCUGCGGAACAGUUUAACUGGCAAGCCACUGGAGUUGCUGAAGGGUAUCGGAACUGAUUAUAGUGCAUGUUGGGAGUACUUGGACAUGUACUAUGGUGAUCCAAGGGUCAUUUCAGACACAGUGGCCCAGGAUCUGACCAAGUUUAAAGCGCUUAGCAACGGAGAAGAUGGGCGCUUUUGUGAGUUUGCUCAACUUGUUAGGCGCAGCUUCAACGUCCUGAAACAAGUAGGGAAGGAAUCAGACAUGAAUAAUAAUCACAUGUUGGCCAUGAUCGAGAAGAAACUGACGCCAGAGGACAGGAAAGUAUAUGCCCGCAUUGAACAGCAGAGCAGUGAACAGGCUAAUCUCGAGGGACUUCUCAAAUUCCUUGAGAACGAGACGAAAACCAGAAGACGGGUAUCUGCCUCCAUUAGGAGUAUGAAUACAACACCUCAGCAAGCCCGAGUGUAUCUGACCGAAGGGCGACCAACCACAUCAGUAAGGUGGAAAAGGUGCUGGGGGUGUGAAACUGAUAGUCACUGGCCUGAUCAGUGUCCUGCCAUACUGAAAUUGACUCCUGAAGAGAGGUGGCGAAAGGUGAAAGAUAUUCGUGCAUGUUUUUCCUGCAUGAAGCGGGCCGGCAAAGGGCACAAUAUAAGUACCUGUAACAGAAAAAUGAAGUGCACAAAGUGUGAUUCCCAGCAUCACCAUCUCCUACACAAAGUGAAAGCCGAAUCUUCAGCGGCACCCAGUGCUCACGUGAUGGCGUGCAACACCAAGUCAGAAUUUACUGAUGUUGCACUACCCUUGCUGACGACUGAAAUUGGGGCACUUCACAAGAAAAUAACUGGAAACAUUGUGUUUGACUGUUGUGCAAGUGUAACCCUGGUCCGAGGGGCAACUGUACAAAGACUUGGGUUACAAGGUAAAAGCAAACCAAUCAGCAUCGACAUCACCACUUUGGGUGGAAGGACCGAAACUCAUGUAACCAGGCUGCAUGAGAUCAACGUCUACCGUGGAGAAAAGAUAUAUAAAGUGUCAGCAGUAGAAGUUCCCGAAAUAACUACAGUGCCUCCACUACCUGAGCAGUGCAGAGAAAAGGUCGAAAGCCAUUUGGGAACGACAAUUAGACGUGGUUUUGGACAAGUUGAUAUACUUCUAGGUGUUGAUCAUCCUGCUAUGCAUGGCGGUAAGACAAAGAAAAUAGAUGACUAUGUCUUGAGAGAUUCUCCACUUGGCUGGGUAAUUCUCGGAUCAUCUAAUGAGGCGACAGCAAGAACGUCCACUGUGCUACACAUAAAGGUCACCGACAAGACUGACCUCAGUGAGUUUUGGUCUACUGAGGCGAUGGGGGUGAGGUUCAAGAACUGUAACUGUAAGCCUUCAACUGACAAGCUGUUGACUCCAAAUGACCAACGCCAGUUUGACAAGAUUUGGGAGUCCUGCGAGAAAGAGGACAACCGAUGGCUAGUUCCCUACCAAUGGAAAAGGGACCCAAAAGAGCUCCCCGACAACAAGAGGCAGGCAAUGGCUAAGCUAUUGUCCAUAGAGAAGAAGCUACAGAAAGAAGGGAACAACGCUCAACUGUAUGAUGAUCAGAUGAAAGAAAUGGAGAAAAAGAGAUUUUCGAGAAAGCUAUCCACCGAAGAAAUGAAGAAGUAUGACGGUCCGGUCCAUUACAUCUCCCACCACCCAGUAAUUCGUCCUGAGAAAAAGAGCACACCUGUUCGCAUCGUCUUCAAUGCCUCUGCUAGCUUCAAUGGCCAUCGACUGAAUGACUACUGGGAAAAAGGACCUGAUCUCCUCAAUGAUCUCUUUGGGGUCUUAUUCCGGUUCAGACAGUUUCCGAUUGCUGUGUCAGGCGACAUAGCAAAGAUGUAUCACCAAGUCAGAAUCCCCGAGCGUGAUAAACACGUCCAUAGGUUCCUUUGGAGGAGCUAUGAAGACCGAGAACCUGAUGUAUAUGUCAAGGAGGUGGUAACCUUUGGCGACAUGCCAGCACCAGCUAUGGCAUUGACUGCAUUGAAGAGAACAGCUGCCGAAGGAGCCAGAGACUACCCUGAGGCAUCUAGAGUUUUGGACUGUGACACAUACAUGGACGACAUAUGUACCUCUACAAGAUCCGUUGAGAAAGCUACACGUCUAACUAGCCAAAUUGAUGCAGUCCUGAAUGCAGGUGGUUUCAAAGUAAAAGAGUGGGUGUCAAACGCAAAUUUGGCAGAAGAGAAGCCUGAAGAGAGACCAAUCGCCGGACACACAUCUACAGAAGAGCAGAAAGUUUUAAGCGUUGUAUGGAACCCAGAGACAGACAGACAGACUGAAAUAUCAAGUUAA